Castor canadensis (American beaver) is the source of this 2257-nucleotide messenger RNA. Lineage: Eukaryota; Metazoa; Chordata; Mammalia; Rodentia; Castoridae. The record is from RefSeq and is a predicted model, not a curated record.
AGCAGCUCUGCAGCACUCGGCUCAGCUCCACUCUGCUCAGUUCUGCUCCAGGAAGGCUACCUCCUCCCUGGCCUCUUCCUCCUCCCCCUCCUCCUCCUGCUGUCACCACUCACCGAUCUAGCCUCCAGGGGGUGGGGACCCCAGGGCUGGACACACCCCAUCGUGGCCCUGAGCUCAGCCGGUCGGACAGACGCACAGUUGGACGCAGGACCCCAAAGCCCCGAGGUGGGCAGUGUGCCAGGGUCCCUUGCAGCCUCCUCAAGUCCCGUCCAGGCUAUGGGCAUCAAGACAGCAUUGCCCGCGGCUGAGCUGGGCUUCUACUCCCUGGUGCUGAGUGGGGCCUUGGCCUAUGCUGGCCGGGGCCUCCUUGAGGCAUCACAAGAUGGGGCCCACAGGAAGGCCUUCCGGGAAUCUGUGCGACCUGGCUGGGAGUACAUUGGCCGGAAGAUGGAUGUAGCUGACUUCGAGUGGGUGAUGUGGUUCACCUCCUUCCGCAACAUCAUCAUCUUCGCCCUCUCUGGACACGUGCUGUUUGCUAAACUCUGCACAAUGGUUGCGCCCCAGCUCCGCUCCUGGAUGUAUGCUGUGUAUGGAGUCCUGGCUGUGGUGGGCACAAUGGGCCCUUGGUAUCUGCUGCUGCUGCUCGGCCACUGUGUGGGCCUCUAUGUGGCCUCACUCUUGGGCCAGCCCUGGCUCUGCCUUGGCUUUGGUCUAGCCAGCCUGGCUUCCUUCAAGAUGGACCCCCUAAUCUCUUGGCAGAGUGGGUUUGUAACAGGCACUUUUGAUCUUCAAGACGUGCUGUUUCAUGGGGGCAGUGGCUUCACAGUGCUGCGCUGCACCAGCUUUGCGCUGGAAUGCUGUGCCCACCCAGACCGCCGCUACUCCCUAGCUGAUCUUCUCAAGUACAACUUCUACCUGCCCUUCUUCUUCUUUGGGCCCAUCAUGACCUUUGAUCGUUUCCAUGCUCAGGCACUUCGCAUCCCCCAGACACUUGGCAUGCCCCUCCAGGUGAGCCAGGUGGAACCAGUGAGGCCGGAAGGCGAGCUGUGGCACAUCAGGGCCCAGGCGGGCCUCAGCGUGGUGACCGUAAUGGCUGUGGACAUCUUCUUCCACUUCUUCUACAUCCUCACCAUCCCCAGUGACCUCAAGUUUGCCAGCCGCCUCCCAGACAGCGCCCUUGCUGGCCUAGCCUAUUCAAACCUGGUGUACGACUGGGUGAAGGCAGCUGUCCUCUUUGGCGUCGUCAACACGGUAGCGCGCUUGGACCACCUGGACCCGCCUCAGCCUCCCAAGUGCAUCACUGUGCUCUAUGUCUUCGGGGAAACGCACUUCGAUAGAGGUAUCAACGACUGGCUUUGCAAAUAUGUAUAUAACCACAUUGGUGGGGAUCACUCUGCUGUGAUCCCAGAGCUGGCAGCCUCAGUUGCCACAUUUGCCAUUACCACUCUGUGGCUUGGACCUUGCAACAUUGUCUACCUGUGGUCACUCCUUAACUGCUUUGGCCUCAACUUUGAGCUCUGGGUACAGAAACUGGCAGAGCGUGAGCCUCUCGCACAAAUUGAGGCCCGUCUGUCGGAGCAGAUGACUCGGAGAGUCAGGGCCCUCUUUGGAGCCAUAAACUUCUGGGCCAUCAUCAUGUACAACCUUGUGAGCCUGAACAGCCUUGAGUUUACAGAGCUGGUUGCCCAACGCCUGCUACUUACAGGGUUCCCCCAGACCACGUUGGCCAUCCUGUUUGUCACCUACUGUGGUGUCCAGCUGGUGAAGGAACGUGAGCGAACCCUCGCACUAGAGAAGGAACAGAGGCAGGACAAAGAGAAGCCAGAGUAGGUGGGAGGGGGCAGAGGGAAGGCUCUGCUCAGCUAUUUCUGGGCCCCAGGCCCAGGCUCGGCCAGAUGAGGCCUGACCGAUAGAAUAAAAGACUUUUCUACACAGCCUGGCUGUUCCCUUACCCUCUCCCCAGCAAUCUCCUGGUUGCUUGUCUAUGCUGGGUGAGGAGCUGGAGGUAACUAGGUCUUGGGGAAGAAGUCAUACAAAAGUGUGGGGGAGUCAGCACGUGAGGACAGAGACCACCCACCUUGACAACCCAACAAUGGACUACUGAAGCCCCCAAUCUUCAAGCCACCUGGGUACUGGCUCUUGGAGCACCUCCAAGUGGUUUGCUUGCAAGCCACUUUAUUCUUCUUUUUCUUCUUCUUUUUUUUUUUUUUUUUUUAAUGGAACUGGGGUUAGAACCUGCAAAGCAGGCACUCUACCA